CUUUUUUUUUCUUUCAAAGUCAAAACAACAAAUUGGAAUAAAAUUUGAUUUAACUUUAAUUAACUAAUUAAUUUACGAUUAUGGGUCGAGUUGAUGGUUGGAUUAGGCCUUCCGAGCCUUCAUGUGCCGUUAAACUUACUAAUGGUGUAGCCUUGGGAGUCGCUCUUGGUAUUGUUGCUGGUAUGGUCUCUGGUGGGGCUGCUUGUCUUAGAUUAGGAUCACGAGGUCGUGAUAUGUCCAUGAGAUUGAUGAAACAUUCAUCUGUUGGUAUUGGUUGGGGUGUUGUGGUUUGUGGCCUAAGUCAAGCUUCUAGAUGUUGAUUUAUAUUUUGUUGGAAUUUAAUUUCUGUAAUUAGAUGUCAAAAGAUUUUCAUUGGUAAAGAUUCUGAUCAGUUUCAAUGUUUGAUGAUUUUACUCUCUCACUUUAAUAUCUACCUUUACUCUCAUUGACUGACAAGUUACCUUUACCUUUUUCUUGCUGAUUCUAAUCAUGAUAAUAAUAAAUAUUAUUCUCAGUCUCAAUUGAAUAGACUCAGAAUAUAUUAGUUAAUAUUUAA
Messenger RNA from Panonychus citri (citrus red mite), 556 nucleotides. Its product is annotated as reactive oxygen species modulator 1-like. Bases 81 to 320 code for a protein of 79 amino acids. The record is from RefSeq and is a predicted model, not a curated record. Lineage: Eukaryota; Metazoa; Arthropoda; Arachnida; Trombidiformes; Tetranychidae. The transcript has 2 exons.